AUGAAGGUUGAAAUCGAUUCCUUUUCUGGUUCAAAAAUCUAUCCAGGUAGAGGUACCUUGUUUGUUAGAGGUGACUCAAAGAUCUUCAGAUUCCAAUCAUCCAAAUCUGCCUCUUUGUUUCAGCAAAGAAAGAACCCAAGAAGGAUUGCUUGGACUGUUUUAUACAGAAGACAGCACAAGAAAGGUAUCUCUGAAGAAACUGCUAAGAGAAGAUCUAGAAGAGCCGUAAAGCAUCAAAGAGCUAUUGUAGGUGCUCCUUUGGAGUUGAUCAAGGAAAGAAGGUCAAUGAAGGCAUCCGAUAAGAAGGCUGCAAGAGAACAAAAAUUAGCCAAGGACAAAGAAGCUAAGAAGGCAGCUAAGGCUUCAAGAAAGGCUGAAAAGGCUAAGUCAGCUGCAGCUGGUGCUCAAUCUAGAGUUUCUAAGCAACAACAAAAGGGUGCUUUCCAAAAAGUGCAUGCUACCUCUCGUUAA
This is a messenger RNA of Priceomyces carsonii, 471 nucleotides long. RefSeq names its product 60S ribosomal protein eL24 (gene RPL24A). Gene Ontology annotation, molecular function: mRNA binding; structural constituent of ribosome. Gene Ontology annotation, cellular component: cytosolic large ribosomal subunit. The coding region runs from base 1 to 471 and encodes 156 amino acids. Gene Ontology annotation, biological process: cytoplasmic translation. The transcript has a single exon. The record is from RefSeq and is a predicted model, not a curated record. Lineage: Eukaryota; Fungi; Ascomycota; Pichiomycetes; Serinales; Debaryomycetaceae.